Messenger RNA from Pseudophryne corroboree (corroboree frog), 982 nucleotides. RefSeq names its product endoplasmic reticulum protein 27 (gene ERP27). The record is from RefSeq and is a predicted model, not a curated record. The transcript has 7 exons. Gene Ontology annotation, molecular function: protein disulfide isomerase activity. Bases 1 to 930 code for a protein of 309 amino acids. Lineage: Eukaryota; Metazoa; Chordata; Amphibia; Anura; Myobatrachidae. Gene Ontology annotation, biological process: response to endoplasmic reticulum stress; protein folding. Gene Ontology annotation, cellular component: endoplasmic reticulum.
AUGUGGAAUUCCCAGGACCUGGGGCCUCUCGUCAUCACUCUGCUAUUGAAUGAGCUGUCACUGCGGCAUUCUGAGAAGAAGAAGGACACGCAGUCCACACACUGGACAGCAAUGGACAGCAAGGCCAGAAAAAUGUGUCCUGUCUUAUCUGUCUUCUUUCUUCUGGUUCUAGUGAGGACAUCUCUUGGUUCUGAGAUUGGGAACAACACUUCUAUUGAAAUUCCUGCAAGACAAGCAACUGUUUUUGGAGAUGUGUCUUCUGCCAAAGCCUUCAUAGAUUCCACCGAUAUUGCUGUGGUUGGGUUUUUUGUGGAUUUGGAGGCCCCGGAAGUGGAAUAUUUUAACACAGUUGUAACAAAGCAUCCGGAAUGGGAUUAUGGGACCAGUUCCACUACAGAAGUUUUAAAACACUACAAAAUCAAAAGUAACACAAUAACAAUUUUCCGGAAGGCUGACAAUUUCCGAGAUGACUUUGUAGUCAAUGAGAAUCCGGAACUGAAUGUUGCUAAACUCUACCGAUAUCUCACUAUAAAUGAGUUAAGACUUGUCACGGACUACAACCCAAUGUCGGCCAUUGGAAUUAUGGCCUGCAAGGUCCAAGUGCAUCUUCUCUUCUUCACCCACAAGGAUGUGGAGAGGCAGGAGGAGAUCGUAAAGGAAUUGCGGGAAGCAGCUAAGGAUUUACGUGGCAAGGUUUUAUUUGUCAAGAUCGACGUGGGGAUGAGAAGCAAUCAGAAAAUAACCGCCCUUUUCAAGCUCAAUAAAUCCGACCUCCCUUUGAUAUCAAUUUACGACACAGAAGGAGACAGAAAACAGACGAUGGGUUCUGGGGAAUUCACCGCUGAGCGCGUGAAAACAUUCUGCUUAAGUUUCUUGUCGGGCAAUAACACGGAAGAAUCAGAAAGAAAAGACGCGAAGACGGAAUUAUAACGUUUAUUUGGCGUAAGAAGUUAGUUCCCUUCCGAGAAAUCUUGCGCUGACC